Ornithodoros turicata is the source of this 691-nucleotide messenger RNA. Its product is annotated as serine protease inhibitor swm-1-like. The record is from RefSeq and is a predicted model, not a curated record. Bases 201 to 659 code for a protein of 152 amino acids. The transcript is spliced from 3 exons. Lineage: Eukaryota; Metazoa; Arthropoda; Arachnida; Ixodida; Argasidae.
CCUGUGCUGUGGACACCGUGGUGCUCCCUUCCAAACACACAUCCUUUGGUGCACUUAGAGACAAUCCUGAAGGGUCAGAGACCAACACGUGUCCACUGAACGAAGUACGCGCGGAGUCACGUUAUCAAGUCGACUACCUCUGCGACCCAACUGCGCUGUACGCCGUGUGGGUCCCAGCUCAACCCACUCACUCUCAGGAAAUGCCUUGCGUCUGCCUUCGAGGCUAUCUGCGCAACCAAUGGGGAGAAUGCAUCUCGCGGGAAGAGUGCAACAUGUGUUCGGACCGACACAACGAAGAGUACCGGAGCUGCGGCCCUACAUGCGAGCUGGUGUGCGACCAACCGCCUCCUGGCUCAAUCGGCCGCGAGCCAUGUGUGUACAGGUGCAAUGCUGGUUGCUUCUGCGUACCCGGGUUUAUCAGGCACGAAGAGGGAGGCGCUUGUGUACCCAUCUCGCGCUGCCCACCAAGGUGCGGUGAGGACGCAACGUACUCGAGGUGCGCUCACAACUGCCCUACAGUGUGUAACCAGACCAUGGCUCGUGCCUGCGACCGCGAUCUGUGCCUAAACGAAGGCUGCGACUGCGACAGCGGAUACCUGCUCAGUCUCGAUGAAACCCAAUGCGUUCCGGAGGAACUCUGUCCCCAUACGGUUUAUUAAAACUGCAACGAGGACAUUCCAGAGAAAACGCC